AUGAUGUUCUCUCGUCAGGUCUUCCGCUGCGCACGGCCUCUUAAGCAGAGCUUCCGCAAGUACUCUGCUGAAGCCCCCAAAGCUGCCCCUACCCCCGAGGCUUCUGCCCCCAAGAAGUCCAACCUGACCCCCAUCUACGUCGGCGUCGGUCUUGCUGGUGCUGCUGCUGGUAUCUACCGAUACACCAGCGGUGCUGAUGCUGAGGUCAAGGAACGCCCCAAGGUUUUCGACGGCGAGAACUGGGUGGACCUCAAGGUCUCACAAAUCGAGAACUUGAGCCACAACACCAAGCGCGUGCGCUUCGAGUUUGAGAACCCAGAGGCCAUUGGUGGUCUCCCUGUUGCCUCCGCCCUUCUGACCAAGUUCAAGCCCGAGGGCGGAAAGCCCGUUAUCCGUCCUUACACCCCCACCAGUGAUGAGGAGGUCCCCGGUUACCUCGAACUGGUCGUCAAGGCUUACCCCGACGGUCCUAUGUCGCAGCACAUUCACUCGCUGAACGUCGACCAGCGCCUCUCUUUCAAGGGCCCCAUUGUAAAGUACCCCUGGAAGGCUAACAUGCACGACCACAUCGCGCUGAUUGCCGGUGGAACCGGUGUCACCCCCAUGUACCAGCUUGCGCGCCACAUCUUCAAGAACCCCAACGACAAGACUAAGGUGACCCUCGUUUUCGGCAACGUCAAGGAGGAGGACAUUCUGCUCAAGAAGGAGUUCGAGGAGCUGGAGAACACCUACCCCCAGCGCUUCCGCGCCUUCUACGUCCUCGACGAGCCUCCCAAGGAAUGGACUGGCGGCAAGGGUUACAUCACCAAGGACCUGCUGAAGACUGUCCUCCCCGAGCCUAAGGAGGAGAACAUCAAGCUAUUUGUCUGCGGUCCUCCCGGUCUGUACAAGGCUAUCAGCGGUGGCAAGGUCUCCCCACGGACCAGGGUGAGCUCGAAGGUAUUCUGA
Molecule: messenger RNA, 948 nt
Organism: Penicillium chermesinum
Lineage: Eukaryota; Fungi; Ascomycota; Eurotiomycetes; Eurotiales; Aspergillaceae
Product: cytochrome b5 reductase family protein
Exons: 4
Coding region: 1-948 (315 amino acids)
Biological process (GO): ergosterol biosynthetic process
Molecular function (GO): cytochrome-b5 reductase activity, acting on NAD(P)H
Source: RefSeq, a predicted model, not a curated record